AUGGAAAACACGAACUUCGACGACACGUCGCCAAGCACGUCCUCGACGACCUGUCACCUCCUUCGCCUCCCCGACGAGCUCCUCGACGACAUAUUCUGCCUCGUCUACGCCCAGGAGCACGUCUACGACGUGAACAGCCCAUGGCCGGCACCGCUCCACUCGCCUCUUUCGCGCCGCCUGUACCGCGUUCAGCAACCGUCCCUGUAUCGCAUCGUGCUCAUCGAACGCUACCGCGACCUACGGUCGCUACGCGACACCGUGCGCGACGUGCCCGGCGUCGGCAACAACGUCGCCGAACUCGUCCUGUGCACGGAGCACGAGGAGUGGCUGGACGAGGACCGCGCGCGUCAACAAGCGCAGCACGAGCGCGGCGCCGCCGAGCAGGGCGACGGCGAGAACACGAACGACGAUGGCGAGGUCGUUCAGCUCGUCGCGCCGGUCGACCCGGCCCAGAGCGACCCGGCGCACCUGCACGGCCUGCUCGAGCACCUCCCGUGCCUCGAGAUUUUGCGCUGCACGCACCUCGACGGCCGGCUUCUCGCCCUCCUACUCGCCGACGACCGUGUGCCCCGUCUACUCGAGCGCCUGUGGCACCUCGAGAUCGUCGCCAAGAAGGUCGUCCCGGAGGUCCGAGCGUCGACCGUCGGCUGGGCCGCCCAGCUCGCCCGGUUCGACGCCCUCGCGAGCCUCGAGAUCACGCAGCUCGAGCCGGGCAACGUGUUCCCGCCAGUCGCUUCGCCCGUGCCCGUCCUCGCGGCGCUCAAGAUCCUCAAGUUGUCGUGCGAGGGCUUUGGCGCGUGGACCGGCCCGCCUCUCGGCGAGCUCGCGCCCAACCUUGACGAGCUCUGGCUCUCGGAAUGCCAGUACACCGCCGCAGUCGACUUUUCCCCCGUCCUGCGCGCCUCGCCCGUCGGCCUGCGUCGGAUCCACAUCGACGUGCCGUUCAGCAAAGUCGUCCGCUCCGUCAACUACGUGGACGCCAUCCUUCCUCGUUUCCGUCACCUCGUCGACCUCACCCUCUGCCCGGGAACGUUCUCGUUGCGCGGUCUUUUCGGCGCCCUGCGACACAUGCCCUACCUCGAGAUCCUCUCGUUCGCGCCCCACGCACCAGUUUGCGACGUCCUCCUCGCACUACUCGUCACCGGCCCGUCCCGCCCUCCCUCUCUCAACUGCCUCAUCCUCGACCACGUCUACUGCGCCAAGGGCCCGAGCGUCGACCGUACGUCGCCGCAGCCGUUCCCGCCGCAGGACGGUUCGGACACGCCCAAGUUCCGCAUGAAGCAGGGGUGGGUCGCGCCGCGUUGGCCUCGCGGUGGGAGCGAAGCCCACCUCGCAGCUGUCGUCGAGCGGGCGCGCACUAGCGGCAUCGAGGUGAUCGGUAUCGCCCUCAAGUGCAUCGGCUGGCAGGUCAACUUCGAGCGCGAGAAGCGCUCGGCGCUGCUCUUGUGGGGCGAGCGGACGGGCGACUACGUCGAGGCGAGGCGAGAGCUUGGGCACGAGGUCGUCGACAAGCACAUUGAAGGUGUGAAGGCGGCGGCAGCGGCGGCAGCGACGCGCUUGACGGGCUUCCCUACUCCUUGA
Messenger RNA from Rhodotorula graminis WP1, 1581 nucleotides. RefSeq lists its product as uncharacterized. The transcript has 2 exons. Bases 1 to 1581 code for a protein of 526 amino acids. NCBI's taxonomy places the organism in Eukaryota, Fungi, Basidiomycota, Microbotryomycetes, Sporidiobolales, Sporidiobolaceae. The record is from RefSeq and is a predicted model, not a curated record.